Molecule: messenger RNA, 1818 nt
Organism: Aspergillus puulaauensis
Lineage: Eukaryota; Fungi; Ascomycota; Eurotiomycetes; Eurotiales; Aspergillaceae
Gene: KRS1
Product: lysine--tRNA ligase KRS1
Exons: 3
Coding region: 1-1818 (605 amino acids)
Biological process (GO): lysyl-tRNA aminoacylation
Cellular component (GO): cytoplasm; cytosol
Molecular function (GO): tRNA binding; ATP binding; lysine-tRNA ligase activity
Source: RefSeq, a predicted model, not a curated record
AUGACCGAUUCCAACCCCGUCAAGGAGGUCGAGGCCUCCAUGGCCAACCUCUUGCUUGAUGAGGUCACUGGCGAAAAGGUUUCCAAGACCGAGCUGAAGAGACGCCAGAAGCUGCGCGAGAAGGAAGCCAAAAAGAAGGAGAAGGAGGCUGCUGCUCCCCCCAAGGCUGCGCAGAAGAAGGUCUCUGCUGAAGAGGAGGAGGCGAACCUGACCCCCAACCAAUACUUCGAGAUCCGUAGCAAGAGAAUCAACAAGCUCCGAGAGACCAAGCAGCCCGACCCCUACCCCCACAAGUUCCAGGUCACCGACGACCUACGCAAGUUCUUGAAGAACUAUGAGAGCCUGGAGAAGGGCGAGCAGAAGCCCGAAACCACUGUCCGGAUUGCCGGUAGAAUUUACACUAAGCGAUCGUCCGGUGCUAAGUUGAUCUUCUACGAUAUCCGCGCCGAGGGUGUCAAGGUGCAGGUGGUGGCACAGGCCCAGCAUGCUACUGGUGCUAUUUCAUUCGAGGAUCAGCACGAGAACCUCCGGAGAGGUGAUAUCAUUGGUAUUGUCGGUUUCCCUGGUCGUAGUAACCCCAAGAACCGACCUGACGGUGAGCUGUCUAUCUUCGCUACCGAGGUGAUCCUGCUCGCGCCCUGCCUUCACGCCAUCCCAACCGAACACUACGGUUUCCAGGACAAGGAACAGCGCUUCCGCCAGCGCUAUCUUGAUCUGAUCAUGAACGAUAAGUCUCGUAAUGUUAUGGUCACUCGUUCUCGGAUGGUUACGUAUAUUCGCAACUUCUUGGACCAGCGUGACUUCGUCGAGGUUGAAACCCCCAUGAUGAAUGCCAUUGCUGGUGGUGCAACAGCCAAGCCUUUUGUAACUCACCACAACGAACACGACAUGAACCUAUUUAUGCGUAUUGCUCCUGAGCUUUACCUUAAGAUGCUGAUUGUUGGAGGACUCGAGCGUGUUUACGAGCUCGGUCGCCAGUUCAGAAACGAGGGUAUCGACCUUACUCACAACCCCGAAUUCACAACCUGCGAGUUUUACUGGGCUUAUGCAGAUGUCUACGAUGUCAUGAACAUGACAGAGGAGCUUGUUUCCGGCCUGGUUAAGCACAUAACUGGUGGCUAUGAGACCACCUUCCACACACAGACUGGUGAAGAAUACCAGGUCAACUGGAAAGCCCCAUGGAAGCGCGUGGAGAUGAUCCCCGCCCUUGAGGAGGCUACUGGCGAGAAGUUUCCUCCCGGCGACCAACUACACACCGCUGAGACUGCUGAAUUCCUCAAGAAGGUCUUGAAGAAGACUGGCGUGGAUUGCUCACCACCCCUCACUAACGCUCGUAUGCUUGACAAGCUUGUGGGUGAAUUUAUUGAGGAAACUUGCGUCAACCCCACAUUCAUCACUGGCCACCCUCAAAUGAUGUCUCCUCUGGCCAAGUACCACCGUAAGACUUCCGGUCUCUGCGAGCGUUUCGAGGCCUUUGUCUGCAAGAAGGAAAUUGUCAACGCCUACACUGAGUUGAACGACCCCUUCGACCAGCGUCUUCGCUUCGAAGAGCAGGCCCACCAGAAGGACCAGGGUGACGACGAGGCUCAAAUCAUCGAUGAGAACUUCUGUACCAGCUUGGAAUACGGUCUGCCUCCUACCGGUGGCUGGGGUAUGGGCAUUGACCGUCUCGUCAUGUUCUUGACGGAUAACUACAGUAUUAAGGAGGUUCUCGCCUUCCCAUUCAUGAAGGAUGACAAGACUGCACAAGAUGGCAAGUCCGCUGCUGAGGUUGUUGGCAUCGAGCCUCAACCCGAGGAAGGAAUCCCCCACAAAUAG